Panicum virgatum (switchgrass) is the source of this 2422-nucleotide messenger RNA. Its product is annotated as polygalacturonase QRT3-like. The transcript has 2 exons. The coding region runs from base 617 to 2206 and encodes 529 amino acids. Gene Ontology annotation, molecular function: polygalacturonase activity. NCBI's taxonomy places the organism in Eukaryota, Viridiplantae, Streptophyta, Magnoliopsida, Poales, Poaceae. The record is from RefSeq and is a predicted model, not a curated record.
GCCAUGAUUGUUUCUCUUCUCAUCUCUCCUAGUGCGGUUCAGGUGUUCAUCGCUCUCUUUCCAAAAAAAGAAAAAGAAAAGAAAAGGUGUUCAUCGUUCCUACCGUCCGAUUUUCAUUUUUUUUAUUUUUUAAAGAAGAGAAUUUGCUGCUACGGUCCUACGUCCUUUCCCCUUACGGUAGUAAUGAGUUUUUUAAUGGGCAGUUCGUAGUUGUCGUGCACUUUCGUCCCGUUUGAUCUGACCGUCUUCGUUAAGAGGCAGUUGUUAGGGAACUCCAGUUGUACGGCCACUAGUAAAUUAGAGAGAGAGAGAGAGAGAGAUGUCGGCUUGCUUUGCAAUAAAGCUUUUUACACUGUCUCUGCACCUCGCUAGAAAAAGUGGGGGGGGGGGGGGGAGCAACGAUUUUUACCACCAAAUGGAGCUUUGUAACCAUCAUCUUUCUGCCGGAGGAGGUCGCUGUCUGCCGAUCCUCUCCUCAGUCCUCACCAAGAAAUCUUCCUGGAGAAAAUGCCCCUGGCAAACUACUCAAACGUCAGCCUCAUCAGCCAACUACUCGAGCGAGUACGCAUAGAAAACUCUCUGCUGCGCACGCUGUAGGACUCCGCGAGCCAGUACGAUGAGUGCAACUGCAAUUUUGCGUCAGGUUCUUGACUGCAAACCCAUGACGCCGUCAGAAACUCUGAAUCUACCGGCAUUUGGCACCAAUUCUUCUCGUGCGAUUUCGUCAGAAAAAGAAAUGUUUGGUGUGCCUGCAUUCACCCAGCAGCGAGCCAGCAACGCCCAACUUUUUCCAGCUCUCUUUCCGUCUCCGGCCGCAGUGCUAGCGCUGCGCCAACCACCAACUGCCCCACACCUACGACGCGACACGGCACAACACAAGCGCCCGACGAAACGCCAGAUGCUCUCUCUGCAGCUACUCGUGCGCCGGCCGGCGUCGCGCCGCACGAUUGGCGCACCGGCGCGGCGCACAGUCCAUGCGUCGGCGAGCGCGCGGGUGUACCACGUGACGGACUACGGGGCGGACCCCACGGGCGCCACCGACGCGACGGCGGCGAUCAACCGGGCCAUCGCCGACGCGUUCCGCCCGGCGUCCAACGCCACCAUGACCGGCGGCAUCCCGGACCUCGGCGGCGCGGAGGUGCACCUCGACGGCGGCACGUACCUCGUCAAGGGGCCCCUCACGCUGCCGGCCUCCGGCGGCGGCAACUUCAGGAUCCACAGCGGGUCGCUGCGCGCGUCCGACGACUUCCCGACGGACCGGUACCUGAUCGAGCUGUCGGCGGGCAAGGGCAGCGGCCGGAGCUACGACUACGAGUACGCCACGCUGCGGGACCUGAUGCUGGACUGCAGCUACCGCGGCGGCGGCGUCGCGGUCGUCAACUCGCUCCGCGUCGGCAUCGACAACUGCUACGUCGCCCACUUCGGCACCGACGGCAUCGCGGUGAGCGGCGGCCACGAGACGCUCAUCCGGAACAGCUUCCUCGGCCAGCAGAUGACGGCCGGGAACGACCCCGGGGAGCGCCGAUUCACGGGCACGGGCAUCCAUCUCGACGGCAACGACAACUCCGUCACCGACGUCGUCAUCUUCUCCGCCGCCACGGGGAUCCUGGUCACCCGGCCGGCCAACUCCAUCUCCGGCGUGCACUGCUACAACAAGGCCACCGGGUUCGGGGGCACGGGGAUCCACCUCAAGGUCCCGGGCCUCACGCAGACGUGGAUCACCAAGAGCUACAUGGACUACACCAGCAUCGUGGCCGAGGACCCCGUGCUGCUCCACGUCUCGGGCUCCUUCUUCCUCGGCGACGCCAACAUCGUGUUCAAGGCCGUCAAUGGCGUCGCCAGGGGCGUCCAGGUCGUCGGCAACAUCUUCGGCGGCCUGGACAAGGGCGUCGACAUCGUGAGCCUGGACGGCAAGUUCGCCACGGUGGAGCAGGUGUACGUGCAGCAGAACUCGGCCACGGGGAUGACGGUCAAGUCCACGGCGGCGCGCGGGUCGGCGGAGGGGAACGGGACCUCCUGGACGGUGGACUUCGCCGACGUGCUGCUGUUCCCGGACCGCAUCGGGCACGUGCAGUACUCGCUGCUCGCCGGCGACGAGUUCCCGGGCCACACGCUCCGGAACGUGUCCGGCAACCAGGUCGUCGUCGCCACGGACAAGGCCGUGUCCGCCACCGUCCACGUGCUGGUCGACCAGAACACCAACUGAGCUAGUGUGGGGUGGGCGUGCUGCUGCCUGCUCGUGCGACUGCUGCGAGCAAGGCGUGAUUCGUUCGUUUCCUUCUUCUCAGCGCAUGAUUCAAUCAUUCAUAUUAUGCCACCGUCAGGGGGAUGGCAAACCGUUUGAUCGAGAAAAUGCUCCAGAAUGGAUCAUUUUUUGCUGUCUGAAAUGAAAUGUUUCAAAAGCGGAAUUAUUUUGAUUCUA